Molecule: messenger RNA, 1950 nt
Organism: Helianthus annuus (common sunflower)
Lineage: Eukaryota; Viridiplantae; Streptophyta; Magnoliopsida; Asterales; Asteraceae
Product: ABC transporter G family member 9
Exons: 4
Coding region: 24-1889 (621 amino acids)
Cellular component (GO): membrane
Molecular function (GO): ATP binding; ABC-type transporter activity; ATP hydrolysis activity
Source: RefSeq, a predicted model, not a curated record
AUUUGAAUUGAAAAGAUAGAUUGAUGGCGGUACAAAUGGCUAAUAUAGAGGCACAAUCAUCAUGUGAGCAAACUUUGUCUCCUUCGUCAAUCUUUAACAAAGUUGAUCGUCCUGUUACAUUGAAGUUUCAUGAAGUGGUUUACACUGUCAAAAUUAAGAAACAAAGAUGGAUAAAGAAGAGCGAAUCGCUAGAGAAGCUUAUAUUAAAAGGAAUCACUGGCAUGGUGUUGCCCAGUGAAACGUUGGCAAUGUUAGAUCCAUCUGGCUCUGGAAAAACUACACUUUUGACGGCACUAGGUGGCCGACUAAGCGGCAAACUCGAGGGGACUGUCACCUACAAUGGCAAACCAUUUUCAAGUAUUAUGAAGCGGUAUAUUGGGUUUGUAACUCAAGAUGAUGUUUUAUACCCUCAUUUGACAGUCACCGAAACCUUAGUGUUCACCUCUUUACUUCGGUUGCCUAAUAAUCUAACAAGUCAAGAAAAAGUGUUGCAUGCUGAAGUUGUGAUCAAUCAACUUGGGUUAACAAGAUGCAAAAAUAUAAUUAUAGGUGGCCCAAAUUUAAGAGGGAUAUCUGGUGGAGAGCGGAAAAGGGUUAUUAUUGGGCAAGAAAUGCUUAUAAAUCCUAGUUUGUUGUUCUUGGAUGAACCAACUUCAGGGCUUGACUCAACAACGGCUCAAAGGAUUGUUUCAACGUUAUUGGAAUUAGCACGAGGCGGAAGAACUCUUGUGAUGACAAUUCAUCAGCCCUCAAGUAAGAUGUUCUACUUGUUUAAUAAAGUGUUGUUACUGUCGGAAGGGAAUUCGUUGUUUUUUGGAAAAGGGUCAGAAGUUAUGAGUUAUUUUGAAAGUAUCGGCUUUUCACCAUUGGUAGCCAUGAAUCCUUCAGACUUUUUGUUAGAUCUGGCAAAUGGGAUAUCAUCAGAGGCUUCAAGUUUUUCGGAUCAAAAUGAAACUAAGCAGAAGCUGGCUUUGGCUUAUAAGUCAAAUCUUGCUGAGAAUCUGAAAGCUGAAGUAUUAGAAUUUGAUGAUCAUGUGAAAAGUAUUUUAGAGAACAAGAAACAUGAACGAUGGACCACAACUUGGUGGCAACAAGUAAUGAUUUUGUUUAGAAGAGGUGUUAAAGAAAGGAGACAUGAUUUCUUUUCUGCACUGAAAAUUGGUCAGGUUAUAGCUGUAUCAUUUCUUAGCGGUUUGCUAUGGUGGCAAAGUGAUGCAUCACACUUUCAAGAUCAGUCCGGAUUGCUAUUCUUUUACACUGGAUUUUGGGGUUUUUUCCCUUUAUUUCAAGCAAUUUUCACAUUUCCUCAAGAAAGACUAAUGCUAGCCAAAGAAAGAUAUUCUGGAAUGUACAAACUUUCAUCUUAUUUUGUGUCAAGAACACUAGGAGAUCUUCCGAUGGAGAUAGUUCUUCCCAUUUUGUUUUGCAUAAUAACCUAUUGGAUGGCGGGGCUCAAACCAACGGUUGGAAGUUUCUUAUAUGCGUUGUUUACGCUCCUCUUAAGUGUCUUGGUCACACAAGGGCUCGGAGUUGCGCUAGGUGCACUUGUCAUGGACCAGAAGUCAGCCACCAUUCUAGGGUCUGUGAUCAUGCUAUCCUUCACAUUAGCGGGAGGAUACUAUGUUCAGCACGUGCCUACUUUUAUAUCUUGGAUCAAAUAUGUAUCGAUCAGUCAGCAUACUUACAAGCUCUUGAUAGGGUCACAAUAUGAACAUGGCCAAACCUACCAAUGUGGUAACCGGACUUGCUUGGUUGAAGAUUUUCCAGCCAUUAAGAGUGUUGGGCUCAGUGGGCAAGUGAUCUCGAUUGUUGCUUUGGUUAUAAUGCUUGUAUUUUAUCGGGUUGUUGCAUAUCUAGCUCUCAUGCGAAUUGGUGUGCCUACAAAAUAAGGCAUAUAUAUGCUUUUUAGGCAUGCUUCACAAGAAAACCAUAACAUAUGCUUUUUAGGCA